Molecule: messenger RNA, 1105 nt
Organism: Lolium perenne
Lineage: Eukaryota; Viridiplantae; Streptophyta; Magnoliopsida; Poales; Poaceae
Product: bidirectional sugar transporter SWEET6b
Biological process (GO): carbohydrate transport
Cellular component (GO): membrane
Molecular function (GO): sugar transmembrane transporter activity
Source: RefSeq, a predicted model, not a curated record
CUCGCCCUCUCUCCGUCUGGAUCGCCCCAAAUCAUAACCAUUCUUCUCUCCAUUCCCAACUCCUCCACCCUCAGAGCUCGCAAAGAUGGUUUCCGCCGACGCCGCCCGCAACAUCGUUGGCAUCAUCGGCAACGUCAUCUCCUUCGGCCUCUUCCUCUCCCCUGUGCCGACGUUCUGGAAGAUCUACAAGAAGAAGGAUGUGGAGGAGUUCAAGGCGGACCCCUACCUGGCGACGCUGCUCAACUGCAUGCUCUGGGUCUUCUACGGGCUCCCCAUCGUCCACCCCAACAGCAUCCUCGUCGUCACCAUCAACGGCGUCGGCCUCGUCGUCGAGGCCAUCUACCUCAUGAUCUUCUUCAUCUACGCGCCCACCAAGAAGCGCCUGAGGGUGCUCUACGUCCUCGCCGGUGAGGCGGUGUUCAUGGUGAUCGUGGUGCUCUCCGUGCUCCUCGCCGCCCACACCCACGAGAGGCGCUCCAUGAUCGUCGGCAUCCUCUGCAUCAUCUUCGGCACCAUGAUGUACGCCUCCCCCCUCACCGUCAUGGGUAAGGUGAUCAAGACCAAGAGUACCGAGUACAUGCCCUUCUUACUGUCGCUGGUCAACUUCUGCAACGGCUGCUGCUGGACGGCCUAUGCGCUCAUCAAGUUCGACCUCUACAUUACGAUCCCCAAUGGCCUCGGUGCCCUCUUCGGCCUCGCCCAGCUCGUCCUCUAUGCCUGCUACUGCGGGUCGACCCCCAAGAAGAACAAUGGGAAGAACGUCGAGAUGCCCACCGUCGGCAACACCAACACCGUCGGCGGCGGCAACGUCACCGUCUCCGUCGAGAGAUAAGAAGCUUGGCUUGCAGCAGCUGCGGCAAGCCCGCCGCCGCCAAGUGGUCUAAUGUAUCCGGCCGGCGGCGGCGAUCGAGAUUUUAGCCUUAGAUUUUGAGCAGUUGAUUCCGGAUUGUUUGAUAUAUAAAGCGUCUUUUGUGCUAGCUAGGGUCCCGAGUGUGUGCCUUUCGUUUCGUGAACCACAUUGUCGUCGAUCGUAAUGCAAAUUCUGAACCAAUUAUAAGCUGAGUUAUCCCAGAUAAUGACACCACUCGGUUGCUACUUCUCUGAA